UCCAAUAAUUCAGUUGCAAUUCAGUCUCAGUCGAAAUCUACACAAAUAUUCAGCACAGAAAUCACAGAAAAUGUUGAACACCCCGAUUCUUAUCUUGAUUUGUCUACACUUCUCGUUAAUUAUUGUGGGCGCUUCAGACUUUGAGCAAGAUCACUGCCUGAUAUCAAACGAGCUGGAAGAACGAUGCGGUGCCGUUUGCUAUCCCACUGUCAAGCCGCUGCUUCGAUAUGUUGGAUCAUGCCACAACAAGGACAAGCAGCUGGCCAAACUGAAGGACAGAGUCCGCGACCAGGAUGUGGAGCUGAUCAAAUGGAAGAGUGCGCUGGAUGCACUCAACGAAUUCAACCAACGGUCGACAGCAGGGAAGGGCUCUUGUGGCCAAAACAACACGCUGAGACAGGCCAUCGAAGCUGUGAACCAACUCAAAGUUGAGUUAGGCUACAAGAUGUACAAACUGCAUUCUAUAGUGGGGAAAAUAUCGAAUAUAGAAAAAUAAAAUUUAAAAAAA
Molecule: messenger RNA, 508 nt
Organism: Drosophila obscura
Lineage: Eukaryota; Metazoa; Arthropoda; Insecta; Diptera; Drosophilidae
Exons: 2
Coding region: 71-496 (141 amino acids)
Source: RefSeq, a predicted model, not a curated record